AUGUGUUCAGUUGAGACUUUGAGAGAGUUUGUGAACGAGCGACUAACUGCUGCUGCGGAGGAGGAGGAAAUAUUAGGAGUCUUCAAACAACGAAUCAUCGAGUACGAAGAAGAGAUCGAGCGACAGCGCACACUGUUGGCCAUCGUACAUGAGAGUGAUUUAUCAUUACUAAGUCACUUUAAUAAAGAUACUGCCAUUUUUGAAGCCACUAUUAAGGCAUUAAUUUCAGAUCAGAAAAUACAAAUGAAAUACACUUUCCUAGUCCCAGCACACUACUUAAAUGUCUACAAUCACCCUAGUAACCUACUGUAUGUCUCCCCUUUCCCUCCAGACCUCCUACAGCAACAUGUCUGUAAGGAGGACGAGGAUCUCCCUGAACAGUGUGACAUGGAGAGGAACUCCGGUGAGGACCAAGAGGACCCAGAUCCUCCACAGAUUAAAGAGGAACAGGAGGAACUCUGCCGCAGUCAGGGGUGGGGUACCUUUAUGUUGAUUCUAACUUGUGAGGUCCAGACCCUGCUUCUGAACCCUGAUGAAACCCUCGGUGCAACAGAGAGAGAGCCUCCACUCAACAUAGUUCAAAGCUGCAGUGUAUCAGAACCAAACAGUGACCACGAGCUCCUCUCUCACGACCAUCAUGCAGGAUGAGAGAUGCAGAGCCGAAACCCAAAACAAGACGCCUAAACAGAAGCAGCUGCAGUAGUGAUUUAUGUAACUCUACGAUGUUAAAGGUUCACCUGAAUACCCACACAGGUAAACAGUUGUCUAAAUGUGACACCUGUGGGAAAGCUUUCAAUAAGAUGUCCAAACUGAAAAUCCACACGAGGAUCCACA
Morone saxatilis (striped sea-bass) is the source of this 834-nucleotide messenger RNA. RefSeq lists its product as uncharacterized. The transcript has 2 exons. The coding region runs from base 1 to 648 and encodes 215 amino acids. The record is from RefSeq and is a predicted model, not a curated record. Lineage: Eukaryota; Metazoa; Chordata; Actinopteri; Moronidae.